Messenger RNA from Dendronephthya gigantea, 2610 nucleotides. Its product is annotated as vacuolar protein sorting-associated protein 51 homolog. Gene Ontology annotation, cellular component: EARP complex; membrane; GARP complex. Gene Ontology annotation, biological process: Golgi vesicle transport; endocytic recycling; Golgi organization. The record is from RefSeq and is a predicted model, not a curated record. NCBI's taxonomy places the organism in Eukaryota, Metazoa, Cnidaria, Anthozoa, Malacalcyonacea, Nephtheidae.
UCCAUUUAAUUUUGAAAUUAAAAUAACUUCUCGACUGCUUGUUUUAAAUCGGAGGAGAAAUUUGUUUAUUUUUAUUGAAGGGAAUGUACAAGAUGAUCUUUUAAGAAGGAAUUUGUGUAAAAUGGCUGAGGAAGAUCCAGACAGCAGUGUCGCAAGGGCUAGGCACAGACAGAAACGUGGCCUGCUGAAAUUAUACUAUGGGGUCGGAGACGAGCCUGGAGAGACUCCGGUUAAUCCUUGCGAUAUUAAUGGGGCUCAUUUUAAGCCUGAUGAUUACAUGGAGAAAUUACUGAAAGAGAAAAGUCUCACUGAGCUCAUGGACAAAGAAACCGAUAUUACAAAACAAAUCAAAUCUUUGGACAGCGAAAUGCAGACGUUGGUUUACGAAAAUUACAAUAAAUUCAUCAGCGCUACGGACACGAUUCGCAAGAUGAAAAAUGACUUCAAGAAAAUGGAGGAAGAGAUGGAUAAUUUGUCAAUAAAAAUGUCCGCGAUUACAGCAUUUAACGACAAGAUAAGCAACACAUUGCAAGACAAACGCCUGCAGAUUACCAAGUUAUCAGGCGUUCAUGCGUUGUUAAGAAAGUUGCAAUUCUUAUUUGAACUUCCGUCCAGACUUAAAAAAUGUGUGGAAAUGAAGCAUUACUCCCUGGCUGUCAGGUACUACACGAAAGCUCGCGACGUUUUACAUCAAUACCAACAUAUGCCUUCAUUCCGUGACAUCCAACAGGAUUGCGAAGUUAUUGUUAAAGAUCUUAGAAAUUGUUUGAAAGAUCACUUCAGAGAUCCUAAGUCGACUCCUAAACAACUCACAGAAUGUGUUGACUUGCUGCUCCAGUUGAAGGAACCACCAAAUGAACUUUGUGAUGAAUAUCUUGCACAUGCAAAAGAAAGGCUAGAUGAAAAUUUGCUCGAAUUGAAAAAUCAGGUCGAUUUAAAAGAGGAUAAAUCUCACUUGGGCUCGCAUGAUGAUAGCGUCCAAACCGACGCCAACUCUGAUGUCACAAGUCAUGGGAUCAUGGAUAUCUUGGAGUUCACAGACCACGGAUGUAACAAUUUUCUCAGCAAUAUAUCGCUCGUCAUUGCUUCUUACAAUGAAUUAUUCAGCAACAGAAAUUAUGGACACGACGAUGAGAAGCAAAAUAUGGACGCCAUUGCUCGAGAGAAGAUAGUCACAUUUGUUUUGACGCUGAUGGGGGAAUAUUUUAAGAUCGUUGAAGAUCGCUUGGAACUUGAGAAUGCCCAUGGCGAUGAUCAAAUCUUGGUCAGGUCAUUGGAUCGAUUUCAUCGAAGACUUCAAGCGGUUGAAAAAUUAAUGCCAGAGUUGGGAGUUUUAAGGUCUGGCGGGAAUAUUAUCACCAGAACUGCUCACAAAAGGGUGCAGUUUUAUACUCAAAGUCUACAACGGCAGUUUGCUGCGUCCUUAACUGAUCUGAGACAAACAUUGGCUGCUCCAAAACAUCAAAACAACGCCGAAAAAAACGAGACGUUAGCUGAACUUCGUUCAAAUUUCCACACAGCUAUCAUUGGACAAGUUAAAACAGCUUUGAACAACCUAAAGUCGUUUAUCGGUACAGACAUCAUUGCUGUUCGUCCGUACUUUCGAGGUCCGUUCUGUUCUGACGAUAUUCGCCAAAGCCUCGUUGUCAGUCAUAUCAAACAGAUUCUCAGUUCUGCCCAGGCGUUCUGCGAUAACGUUCGUGAGAAAACAAUGCAUGCUCCACCAUCCCUCGUGUUGUUGUUGUCGAGAUUGUGUUUGGAUUUCCACGAGUCUUCUGUCGACUAUCUAUUAUCAUUGACAGACCAGCAGUUCCCGGUGGAUGAAGAGCUGGGCAGGGGAUCUGUCAUUACCUCUGUGACUGAACUGACUGACUUGGCCAAGACAGCCUCUCAGCACCUGAUAAAUCACUUCGUUAGAAUUCAAGGCCUCACUGUUUCUCAGAUGAUUCGUAAAAGUGUCGAAACUCGUGAUUGGCUGAGCACGAUCGAGCCACGCAAUGUCCGCGCGGUAAUGAAGCGGGUCGUGGAAGAUAUCACCGCCAUCGACGCUGAGGUUGGAUCACUCUAUGAAGAGGGCUCAAGAAAAGCCCACAGCUCAGAUUCUAGCAAGUGGACUUAUAACCAGCAACGCAGCCAACAACGAGGUCAGUGGAGUUUCACACCAAGUACUGGGUAUGAUCAAAGUCUCUUGAGCAAUAUUCAGAAACUGUUCUCGGAAAAGAUCGAGAUAUUUAGCGCGGUCGAGUUUUCCAAAGUCUCAAUUUUAACUGGGAUUAUCAAAAUCACGCUUAAGACAUUGCUGGAAUGUGUCAGGUUGAGAAUCUUCAGUAAAUUUGGUUUACAGCAAGUGCAGGUGGACACUCAUUAUCUGCAAGUGUACCUCUGGAGAUUUGUUUCCGAUGAAAAGCUGGUCCAUGUAAUGCUAGACGAAGUGGUCAACAGCACAGUUCACAGAUGUGUUGAACCUGAUCUGAUGGAAAGUAGCGUUGUCGAAGUUAUAUGUGACAGAGGCUAAAAGAAAUAUUUUGAAAGUCCAAACACGAUGGGAAAGUAUUCUUUAUUCGCCUGUAAAUCUACGCAAAACAAUAGUACAUUUGAUUAAAAAGUUUC